GUGGCGCGGUGCUCAACCCUGCAGUCACACAGCGCCAGAUGAGGCCCCCUCCCCUACUGCUGCCGUAGAGGAGAGCAGAGGAAAACGAGUCCUGCUGGUGAAACAGGCGUCUUUCAACGCAACGGAGGCCUCAUCUAAGUGAAGGUCAUCCCAGAGGAGCGGCCGUAGCAUUUUUAUCAAACCGAGCGUCUAUCCUGGAGGUGGAAGAAGGCAGUCGUGACACCCGACAUCCGAGCCCCGUGGGCAGCUUUUCCUGCAGAGAAGACGAGCUGCGCCUCUAUCCCUCUUGCAUCCAUCUCCAUCCCUCUCUCUACCCAGUAGCCUACCUAUAGGCCUAUAUCUUUUUUCGUGGGGGGGUUUGUGCAUUGGAUUUGACUGGUAGAUUCCGAUCAGACGUCCGAUCGCCGCGAUGGGGAACCGGGGGAUGGAGGAUCUUAUCCCGCUCGUUAACCGAAUGCAGGAUGCGUUCUCGUCCAUCGGGCAGAACUCGGACAUGGACCUGCCGCAGAUCGCCGUGGUGGGUGGCCAGAGCGCAGGGAAGAGCUCCGUGCUGGAGAAUUUCGUCGGGAGGGACUUCCUGCCCCGUGGGUCUGGGAUCGUCACUCGCCGCCCCCUGGUGCUGCAGCUCAUCAACUGUCCUACAGAAUACGCUGAGUUUCUGCACUGCAAGGGGAAGAAGUUUGUGGACUUUGAUGAAGUGCGGCAGGAGAUCGAGGCGGAGACGGACCGCAUCACGGGACAAAACAAAGGAAUUAGCCCAGUACCCAUCAACCUGAGAGUGUACUCCCCUAAUGUGCUGAACCUCACCCUGGUGGACCUCCCGGGGAUGACCAAGGUCCCGGUGGGAGACCAGCCAGCCGACAUAGAGCAGCAGAUCCGGGAGAUGCUGAUGCAGUUUGUAACCAAGGACAACUGUCUCCUCCUGGCCGUGUCCCCGGCCAACUCUGACCUGGCCAACUCUGACGCUCUGAAGAUCGCCAAGGAGGUGGACCCGCAAGGACAAAGGACCAUCGGAGUGAUCACCAAGCUGGACCUGAUGGACGAGGGGACGGACGCCAGGGACAUCCUGGAGAACAAGCUGUUACCUUUAAGGCGUGGCUACAUCGGCGUGGUGAACCGCAGUCAGAAGGACAUCGACGGCAAGAAAGAUAUCAACGCCGCCCUGGGCGCCGAGAGGAAGUUCUUCCUGUCCCACCCCUCAUACCGCCACCUAGCGGAGCGCAUGGGUACUGCAUACCUGCAGAAGGUCCUCAACCAGCAACUGACCAACCACAUCCGGGACACCCUGCCGGCCCUGCGCUGCAAGCUGCAGAGCCAGCUGCUGUCCAUCGAGAAGGAGGUGGAGGAGUACAAGAACUUCAGACCCGACGACCCCAGCCGCAAGACCAAAGCUCUCCUCCAGAUGGUGCAGCAGUUUUCUGUGGACUUUGAGAAGCGCAUCGAGGGAUCAGGAGACCAGAUCGACACCUACGAGCUGUCUGGGGGCGCCAAGAUCAACCGCGUCUUCCACGAGCGCUUCCCCUUCGACCUGGUUAAGUUGGAGUGCGAUGAGAAGACUCUUCGGAAGGAGAUCAGCUACGCCAUCAAGAACAUCCAUGGAAUCAGGACGGGUCUGUUUACUCCCGACAUGGCGUUUGAGACAAUCGUGAAGAGGCAAAUAGCUCAGAUCAAGGAGCCAUGUCAGAAGUGUGUGGACAUGGUCAUAUCCGAGCUGGUUAACACCGUGCGACAGUGCACCCUGAAGCUGGCCAGUACCCCAUGCUGAGGGAGGAGAUGGGAGAGGAUCGUCACACAACACAUCAGAGACCGAGAGAGUCGCACCAAAGACCAGGUCAUGCUUCUGAUAGACAUUGAGUUGUCCUACAUGAACACGAACCAUGAGGACUUCAUUGGCUUUGCUAACGCUCAGCAGAAGAGUAACCAGGCGAACAAAAAGAAGGCAGCAGGUAAUCAGGAUGAGAUCAUGGU
This is a messenger RNA of Gadus macrocephalus (Pacific cod), 1968 nucleotides long. Its product is annotated as dynamin-1-like. Lineage: Eukaryota; Metazoa; Chordata; Actinopteri; Gadiformes; Gadidae. The coding region runs from base 410 to 1765 and encodes 451 amino acids. Gene Ontology annotation, molecular function: GTP binding; GTPase activity; microtubule binding. Gene Ontology annotation, cellular component: cytoplasm; membrane; microtubule. The record is from RefSeq and is a predicted model, not a curated record. The transcript is spliced from 14 exons.